Messenger RNA from Folsomia candida, 2399 nucleotides. Its product is annotated as BTB/POZ domain-containing protein 6-B. Gene Ontology annotation, molecular function: protein binding. Gene Ontology annotation, cellular component: cytosol. NCBI's taxonomy places the organism in Eukaryota, Metazoa, Arthropoda, Collembola, Entomobryomorpha, Isotomidae. The record is from RefSeq and is a predicted model, not a curated record. Gene Ontology annotation, biological process: neurogenesis. The transcript is spliced from 7 exons. The coding region runs from base 191 to 2137 and encodes 648 amino acids.
CGCGCAGAAAGGACGAGUGGAGAAAGGACAACAAUAACUUGAACUCUUUUUCUCUUUUUCUCUUCUCGCAGCUGCUGAUGAAGGAGAGGCCGCAAAGGUCACAACAUUUGGCUCAGAAAAUUUAAAGUUCGUCGUCAUUGAGCCCACAGUACUGCCCAUUCAUCACGUUUCGACGAACUAUCAUAUCGUCAUGCUGUCACCUUCACCCCCAAACUCACCACCAUCAACUUCUCAGAAGGAUGACGACGACGACAACACUCCUCCUGUCGCCGAAUUUGGCGGAGAAAACGAGCAGGCUCCCUCCACGUUGACGACCACUCCAACGACCUCUCAUCCAGAGGAAUCACAGCCAACGAUGACAACGGCAGCUUCGCAACUCCCCCUCGUUCUCACGACAUGUCUCUCCGCUAACUCGGAAUCUGCCAGUCACAUCCGUAACAAUAUCAAUGCAAGUGGGGGACCAGAACACAAGUCUAUUUUCCUAACGCGGAGCCAACAAAUCAAUUCAACUUCGUCUCAGAAUCAAAAUGAAGUAUUCAUCACUCAACCGCACAGUCUCCCAGCGUCACCCAUCCCAUCACCUGCACCCGGUCAGAGACAGACUCCAACGCCAACUCCGAGCAUCAACUGGGUGUCAGAAAAUCUCGUCGUCGUUCAGAAUAGGGCGAAUAAUUGUUCCCCCACUAACUACAUUUCUUCUUCCCAUGCCUCCUGUUCAGCAUCUGCUUCCAGAGCCAACGAUACGUCCACCCAGGAUUGGCAAGCGUUGAAAACGGGAGUACGAGAACGAAAUGCGGCCAUGUGUAACAACGACCUCAUGGCGGAUGUCACUUUCGUUGUGAGCAGUUCUUCUUCGUCUCCCGUUACGUUUCCAGCCCACAAGUAUGUUCUCGCCACUGGGAGUUCUGUUUUCUUUGCCAUGUUCUAUGGUACCUUAGCAGAGCAGGGAAGUCAAGUUGUAGUCCCGGAUGUGGAGCCGGAUGCAUUUCUAAAAAUGCUCAAAUACCUGUAUGCUGAUGAGAUUGAUCUGGACGAGGAGUCGGUGCUGCCCACCCUUCACGUCGCCAAGAAGUAUAUCAUUCCCCACCUGGCCAAGUCAUGUGUCCAGUAUAUGGAAGCAUCGCUAACAGCAAGGAACGCCUGUGUGCUCCUCUGUCAGUCACGAAUUUUUGAUGAACCUGACCUCAUGCAACGGUGUUGGGAAGUGAUCGAUGCACAGGCGGAGAUGGCUUUAAACUCGGAAGGAUUCAUUGACAUUGACCAUUCUACUCUGAAGGAAAUAUUGUCUCGAGAAACACUCAACUGCAAAGAGUUUCACGUUUUUGAAGCAGCCAUGGCAUGGGCUACAGCAGACUGUGAGAGACAGGAAUUACAACCAACUCCGGAUAAUCUCAGAAUUGUAUUAGGAGGUGCUCUUCAAUUGAUUCGCGUGCCAACAAUGGAUCUUGUUGAGUUUGCGGAUGGACCAGCACAGGUUGGGAUAUUUUCACUUCAGGAGUGCCACGACAUGUUUCUCCACUUUACAGCGAGUUUGAAACCCAAGUUAGCAUACCCAAUUGUUCCAAGAGCUGGUCUCAAGCCACAGGUGUGUCAUCGGUUCCAGUCAUCCGCAUAUCGAAGCAAUCAGUGGAGAUAUCGUGGGCGAUGUGACAGUAUUCAAUUUCAGGUCGAUCGAAGAAUCUUCAUUGUUGGCUUUGGAUUGUACGGCUCCUCCACUGGCGCGACGACAUAUGGAGUCCACAUUGAGCUGAAGCGUCAAGGUCGCAUCCUAGCAGAAAACAAUACGGAAUUUUUCUCUGAUGGUUCUUCCAACACUUUUCAUGUCUAUUUUCAACAGCCAGUCCAGAUUGAUCCUGAUAUUUUUUACACGGCUUCUGCCAUCCUUGACGGGAUGGAGUUGAGUUACUUUGGCCAGGAGGGGAUGACGGAUGUGGCCGUGAGCAAUGUUGCAUUCCAGUUUCAAUGCUCGUCCGAGUCCACGAAUGGAACUGGUGUGCAAGGAGGCCAAAUUCCAGAACUGAUCUUUUACGGACCAACCCCAACGUUGUCGUCGUCUCAAAAUAGUCCCCAGUUUUCACAAGAGAACAAUAGCGGCAGCAGCUUUGCAGGCAUCCAGGGUUCCAGUCACAGUCAGUAGUAAUUUAAGUACUACAAAUGUUUCAUCGCAUCGUAUUUCAUUCGUUUUCUGUCGCUAGUUCGUUUAUUCGCUAAACUCGCAGGCAUCGCCAUAUUUUAUACCAAAGUCACCGAUGCACCUUCGUGUUUGAUUUUAAUUAACUCAAAAGACAGUCAUGUUCCAAUAUAUAUUUUUCGAGUUUCAUUUAAUCAUUUUUUCGCAUCUUAUUCUAAUUGUUGUUCACGAUAUGUAAUUAUAAUAAAAUAAAAUUCUUGUGUAACCA